AAUAUCCCUUGUCGGUGAAGGAGGAAAAAAUAAUUAUGAACGGAUUAUUAAUAAAGCUUUAGACGUAUAUUGACGGAAGGGAUUGAUGUGAAAAGCAGCGGAAGGCAAGGAAGAAGAAAGCAGAAUAAAUUCGUUUAUUUAAUCCUAGGGUUUCCUUCCUUUGUUGGGUUUCUCCAUAUGAGAUAUCAUCUUCUUGUUGCGGUCUCUGCAAAUAUAUAAAAUCUAAAUCUAAGGUUCAUGGCUGUAAACCCUAGACAGUUCAGAGCCCUCCAUGUCCAUUACACUGCCCAAAAUUUUGACGAUCCGGGCAAUUGGCGGUUUUUUGUAGCGGUUAAUUUUCCCACGAUUUGUUUUCUGCAGCAAAGAGAUAGAUUAAGUAGUAGGUUUUUGGUUUCUCGUAAAUAACCGGUCGGUAGUUCAAUAAGGCGCUCUGCAGAAUAUCAAUUAUUCGACAUGGGGCGAAGCAGGAAUCAGCGUAGAAGUACAAAGCUCUUUGACACUGAUGACGACUCUCUUAGUAGUACCUCCACUGGAGGACUGUCUGAUCUGACAAUAGCACAAGAAGUUGAGGUGGAUGGAAGUGAAGAUUUGGUGCUAGAUAAUCACUUAGAUGCACUGUAUGAAAAGAGGGCGUCAACUAGAGAAAAUGGCCUGAAAGGGUUUAUCAGUGCUUUUACAAAUGAUGUGCAGUAUGAAUUUGCAGAAAGCAAGAGUGAAACAUUGCUCGAUCAGUUAAUGAAAUCGAUGAAACGGGGGUCUUCUACUGAGGUGGCUCUUGCUGCACAUGCUGCAGGUUUGCUAGCAAUAACAAUUGGGGCUGGUGAUAUAGCCCAUAAAGUGAUGGAAGAUUCUAUUCCCAAUUUUUCUCGUGCAUGUAAAAUUGGAUCGGAUGCUGAAAAUUAUUCAAUGGUCCUGCAAUCGCUUGCUGUUGUCACUUUUGUUGGUGGAACUGAUUUUGAAGAAACAGAAAAGUCAAUGGAUCUUCUGUGGCAACAGAUCUCAGGGACUAAUAAAACACAGCCUGCAGUGAAAGCAGCAGCUAUUUCAGCAUGGGCCUUUCUUUUAACAACUCUCCCUACCCAUCAACUAGAUUCUCAGUUCUGCAAAAGAUGUCUUCCCCUGUUGUCAACAUUAUUGGAAGAUGAUAACAGAGCUGUUCGUAUAGCUGCAGGCGAAGCAAUAGCUCUUAUUUUUGAGACAGUUAAUUCAGAGGAUGAGAUUUUGGAUAAUUCUGAUAAUCUAGAUCCUGGCAGCUUUGAUCUAGAUAAUUUUCUACAAGCGAGGAUCCUUGAACAGAUGACAACACUUUCUAUAGAGGCUAGUGGCAAAGGGUCUUCAAAAAAGGAUCUUAAUAGCCAACGGAGUUCUUUCCGCGACAUUUUAGCAUCUAUUCAGGGUGGCAUGAAACCUGAGGCAACAGUGAAGUUACAAAAUGGUGAUGUUGUAAAUGUAUCAACAUGGACUCAAAUAAUACAGACAAAUUUUCUCAGACAUUUUCUUGGAGGUGGUUUUCAGAAACACAUGCAGGUGAAUUCACUCCUCCAUGAAAUCUUCAGUUUUACUCCUAGUCAAGAAAAGCAACAAGCACUCUCAGCCAAAGAGAAGAGACUAUAUAUGUCACCAAAUUCUGCUGCUAGCAAAGCAAGAACUCAGCAACGAAAUAAACGGCGCUCAGCAAAGCAAGAACGUGUUAGCUCUGAUUAAACAGUUAGGCAGUUGGAAAUUACAAAGCAUUACGGUUGGCAUCAAUUAUUGAAAAGUAUAAUUUAAGGUCUCGGUCAUUCCUACCGACAUUUAAUUGUUUGGCCAAUUGGGCUUGAUACCAUUUUUGUAUUUAUUAUUUGAUUAGACUAUGCACAAAAUGAUUCAGUGCUUGUUAUUUGGACAAUAAGGGAAGAAAUCCUAUUAUUUUUAUGUUGCCAUGGCAAUAACUUUCAAUCAAUUAUUUUCAGUCA
Molecule: messenger RNA, 1955 nt
Organism: Cryptomeria japonica (Japanese cedar)
Lineage: Eukaryota; Viridiplantae; Streptophyta; Pinopsida; Cupressales; Cupressaceae
Exons: 13
Coding region: 454-1704 (416 amino acids)
Source: RefSeq, a predicted model, not a curated record